AUGAAGAAACCUUGGAUUGUACCUUCAUGGAGAAUCGCCGCCGCGACGCUCCAUUGCCCCCACCCUACAUCUACCAAAGUUUUGGUUGUUAGAGAUACCAAGAUGAAUGACGAUAUGUAUCAUUCUUACGCUGAUUUGCUAAAUAGCACGUCACCGGAGUUUGUGGAAACUAAUCAAUUCGACGAGAUUUCUACACCUCCGAAAGUGCAGUGGCAGGUAUGGCUAAAUACAAGCAAGGAUGCUAUUACUGGAAAUGAUCAGAGAGCCACUACGUUUUGGGGAAAAAUAUAUGAUCUGUUUAUGAGUCAUGGCGGUGAUGUGGGGCGUACCGAGAAAAGCAUAAAACAUCGCUGGGGACAAAUUAAUGCACGAUGUGCUAAAUUUGCUGGUUGUGUCAAACAAAUCGACGAUAGGCAUCAAUCCGGUCAAUCGACUCAUGGAAAGUUGAUUGAAGCAAAACAUCUAUACGUUGCCGAUGAAGGUAGAGCUUUCCAACUAGAACUUUUCUUUGAACUUCUUCAAAACGAGAGAAAAUGGCAAACACUAAAAAAAAGUAAAAUUGUCAACCUCGAUGUUGAUGCAAGCCCAUUUGGUGAUAGUAGUGAUCAUUCCACUACUCACGUUCGGCCUCUCGGUAACAAGGCGUCAAAAGAACAAUUGUCAAGGAAGAAAGCAAACUUAAAGACCGGUAGCUCAUCUACGAUGCCUGUUACGGAUGAGCGUUGGGCAGAAAAGAUUGAAAUAGAAGAACAAAAGUUUGAGCAGCGCAAAAAAAUGAUAGAGGAGUCUCAAAAAAGUCGUGAGAUUGCAAUUAUGGGGACAAACACUAGCGGAAUGGAUCCAAUUCAUGCCGCUUAUUGGGAGGCCCAGAAAAAUGAAAUACUUAGCAAAAGAGGUUUUAAUUGA
Molecule: messenger RNA, 906 nt
Organism: Erythranthe guttata (spotted monkey flower)
Lineage: Eukaryota; Viridiplantae; Streptophyta; Magnoliopsida; Lamiales; Phrymaceae
Source: RefSeq, a predicted model, not a curated record